GCCGUGUCCCUGUUCGUCAACAUUUCUAUUUAGUGAUUCUAUACAUUCGGACAAAGUUGGUGGCUCACACGUACAUUCUACCUUCCAAUGGUGCAUUAUUUUGUGAUGGUUUGUGAAACUGAAAUGUGUUAGCUAAAAAUAUAUUUUCUCGUUUAGUGUUUUGGAAAAUCCCUUUUUGUGAGAUCAUUAAGAUAUUUUAUUCAAAUUAAUCAUUAUAUAAGCGUUGAACAUGGCAGACGAAAAAUUAUUUAGUUUUCAAACAGGAAAAGUAGCCCAUUUUACAGUAGUGGAUUAUGUCCUGUUCGGACUUUUAUUGGUGAUAUCUGCUGGAAUUGGACUUUUCUUUGCCAUCAAAGACAGAAAACAUAAUAAUACAAAAACCUUUCUGAUGGCGGGCGGGAACAUGAACCCUUUUCCCGUAGCCCUGUCUCUUCUAGCCAGUUUCAUGUCUGCAAUAACAUUACUGGGAACCCCGGCAGAAAUGUACAACUAUACAACAAUGUACUAUUGGAUUGGACUGUCGUAUUUCUUCGUGGCCUUUGGGGCAGCCCAUGUGUUCAUGCCAAUAUUCUAUCAGCUUAGGGUCAGAAGUGCUUACGAGUAUCUGGAGCAUCGGUUUAGUAAGGGAGUCCGGACGGCUGGAUCUAUGACCUUUUGCGUACAGAUGCUUUUGUACAUGGCCCUUGUACUGUACGCUCCAUCUUUGGCCUUGAAUUCAGUGACUGGUUUUACAUUAUGGGGGUCCGUAAUCUCAGUGGGGAUUGUGUGCACAAUUUACACCACAAUAGGUGGAAUGAAAGCCGUGCUUUUUACCGAUUCCUUUCAAGUAGGGAUGAUGUUUGCUGGACUUAUCGCAAUUCUUAUCCAGGGUAAUGUAGAGUUGGGUGGAUUUGAUCAGGCAUGGAAAAAAGCUGAGGAAAGUGGAAGAGUCUAUUUCACAGACUUUAACCCAGAUCCUAAGGUCAGGCACAGUGUUUGGUCCCUUGUGAUUGGCGGGGCGUUUACCUGGGUGGCUAUAUACGGUGUCAAUCAGGCACAGGUACAGCGCUAUUGUACUUGUCCGUCUCUCAGAAAGGCUCAGUUAGCUAUCUGGAUAAACUUCCCUGGCUUGUGUCUGAUCCUGUACCUUAGUUGUCUGAUCGGAAUGGUCGUGUACGCCUUCUACAGUAACUGUGAUCCCUUUACAUUCAAUCUCGUGAAAACCUCAGAUCAGCUUCUCCCCCUUUUUGUGAUGGAUGUGCUGGGGUAUUUAAAGGGAUUUCCAGGACUUUUCGUCGCUUGUUUGUUUAGCGGAGCAUUAAGCACGAUAUCUUCAGGAUUAAGUGCCCUAGCCGCUGUAGUCUUGGAAGACGUUAUAAAGGCAUAUUUCUUCAAAGAUCUUUCUGAAAAUGCUGCAACAAACACAUCCAAAGUGCUCGCUUUUGUAUUCGGAAUAAUAUGUUUGGGCCUCACUUACGUAGCUUCCCUUCUUGGGGGCGUACUGCAGGCUGCACUGUCUUUGUUUGGGAUGAUCGGAGGUCCUCUUCUGGGACUCUUCAUCCUGGGGAUGAUGUUUCCCUGGUCAAAUAAAUGGGGAGCCUAUUGUGGACUGUUUCUUGGUCUGAUUUUUAUGUUCUGGAUUGGAGUGGGAGCUCAGAUUUAUAAACCCUACAACCCCAAGGCACCGACAGGCAUAAGUGGUUGUAACUGGAACCUUACCACCACACUCUCGCCGGCCACCGUGUCGUUAUUAAACAAAACCCUCAGCAACGCGGCUACAACGACAUCCUCCUACUUCAAUACAACAGAGCUCAUUUCCCCGGUGGAAGAGGAAGAGAAUAUAUUUGCUCCCCUGUACGCCCUGUCUUACUUGUGGUACAGUGCCACAGCUGUUCUGUUUGUGGUCGUGGUCGGUCUCCUUGUCAGUUUGGUGACGGGCCCAGAAGAUCCUAAAAAGUUGGAUCCCAAGCUGAUCUGCCCGUUAUUUGACAUUCUGUUCCCGUACCUACCCGAGAAGAUCCGAAAGCCAAUGAGGUUCGGGGUCAGGUUUGACGAGCUGGACAAAGAAUCGAAGGAAGGCGGGGUGUUUGGUGACUUGAAUACAGAUAUUCUGAAUCUUGAAAUGGACGUAAAUUCUAAAGAAAAAGAAAAGGAAAUCCAUAAUAACGGCCUUGUUCACAUAGAGAACGGGAAAGCGCCAACUGAAAAUGGCUGUCAAAACGGCGGAUAUGUAGACAAUGAAAAUAAACUCCUGACACGGCUGUGAUAAUCCGUACAAUGUUUAAAUUAUUGUCAGAACACAAUUUAUACAUGUAUAUAAUUAAAUUUGCAUCGAUUGUUGAUUUAGAUGCCAAUAUUAACCUCUUUUGACAAUUUUCUUAUACUUGUACAUUAUAUUGUCUUUUUCUUUUCACAUGUCUAUCCUAUUAAUGAACAUGAUUCUAUUAA
This is a messenger RNA of Saccostrea cuccullata (small rock oyster), 2427 nucleotides long. Its product is annotated as sodium-coupled monocarboxylate transporter 1-like. Gene Ontology annotation, cellular component: membrane. Gene Ontology annotation, molecular function: symporter activity. Gene Ontology annotation, biological process: transmembrane transport; sodium ion transport. The coding region runs from base 230 to 2245 and encodes 671 amino acids. NCBI's taxonomy places the organism in Eukaryota, Metazoa, Mollusca, Bivalvia, Ostreida, Ostreidae. The transcript has 15 exons. The record is from RefSeq and is a predicted model, not a curated record.